UUAAACCUGUGACAAAGAUUUUUAAAGCAUGAAAGGUGUUGAGCUAAAAUGGGAAAUUCUACUGGAGAGCUUUAUCUGUUAGUUUUCUGCUUCUGGAUGAGCUUUAGAAAGUGGUUUCUGGAUUUCAUGCUUACACAGCUCACAAACUUGCAUCGUGGGAUGGCUUCAGAGUCUUACUGCUGUGGGACUAGCAGUACCUGUGAAAUGAACAAGAGGGGUAUCCUGUUAUCUGCCAAAGCAUCAUGGACUCACCUGGAUGAAGAUUUUCUGACUCCAACUGUAGUAGAUCUUCCUCUUUCACAUGUUGAAGAUUCUAAAGAAGAAAAUAUUUGCCACUGGCUGGAUUCUGGGUUCUUCUUGUCUACAAGUGAAGAUUUACAACAAGACAGAGAAAAAGCAGUUUCCUUGGCUAACCCAGGAAUGGUGCAAAUGACUGUGAGAUCUCUGCAUCAGUUUUCAGAAACUCCUGUUAUGUCAAGAUGGAACAGUUUCAACUCAUCCCAUUCUCUUGCUAGUGCACCAAAAAGCAUCACUGAAUGGCUGGAGCUCUGGGAAAAUGAUCCAGUUGAGAUUCUACUGGAUUUGGGGUUUGGGACAGAAGAACCUGACAUUUGCACUAAAAUCCCUUCUCGAUUCAUCAGUAAUGCUUCCGUAGCAAAAGGAAUCAACACCCGAGUCUUUCUGGAAGCUCAAAAGCAGCGUAUGGACAUCGAGAAUCCCAAUUUAUAUGGGCGUUUUCGACAACUGGAAGUCCUGGAUCAUGUGACUAGUGCCUUCUCCUCUUUGUUGAAUAUUGUUAACACCCAGCAGCAGAAAUCAGAGGAGAGCAAUGGGGAAGAAAAGAGCAUGACAAACAGUCAGAGGAACAAAGAUGAGGCCACACGAGUGAAGCGGAGAAGGCUAGGUCAUUUCCUGAGAAAAGCUUCUAGACAGGCAACAGUACUGCAAAGGAGUGCUCAGGCUUCUGGAAAUUCAGAGUCAUUCAAGGAUAGAGAAGAACAAUCUCCCAUCUAUGCUGAGAUGGACCAACACAUACCAAUCAGGACUGGCUUUUCUGAAAAUAAUACCUUGGUGGGUCUGACAGAGGAACAGUCUUCCACUCAGGAUGAUGCACUGACAUUAUCGCAGCUGCCACAGGCUCCAACAGGGAAAUCUCAGGUUUUGUCAUAUAUACCUAUAAAGCAGCCCCAGAUUCCUUCUGCAUCGGAGAUGGCUGUCAAAGACAGACCAAGGAAGGAGUCCAAUUUGCUCUUGACUCACAUGCUCAGAAGGGUGCCUGGUCCAAAGAGCAAGCCUCCAGAUUCAUUUGAAAUGGAAGAGAUCCAGAGCUUUGAGGAUGAAACUCCAGGGGGAAAUCUUCAUGACAGCACUUCAGAAGUGCUGGUGACAAGAACAAACAGCUGCCAGUCUGACAGCAGUGGAUUUCUGGAAGAACCAGUGGAGCCUUUACCUUUACAAAAUCCACCUUUUCCAGGACACCUGAACCUUAGCUGUGAUACCCAUGACCAAAAAGUAGCUCUGCGACAUAGAACAACUCUCGCUGUGUCACACCAGGAUUUUCAUCAACAGUCAAAAGGCCCUGUUGCUAAUGCCUCCACUGAAGAUUGCAAGAACAUUUCAAGGGUAUCUAGUCCAGACAGAGAACACAAGGACCAGAGGGAAGAGAUCGCCCUCUCAAUAAUUGUGAAAGAUGGUCUACAUCAAGCCUUCAGUGAUCAAUCAGAGGGUUUUGUCAAAGAAAUGGUAUACGAUGUGAAUAAGCAGGAGAUUAAAAUUGGAAGAGGACAACUGGAGAAAGAGGAGAGCUGCAUACAACAGCAAACUGCUGGUAAUCAGGAUGUAGGAAAUAUUAUCACCCCAGAACUUGACUGUCAUUUAUACUUCAGUUCAGGACCCCAAAGUCCAGCUCCAGCUCACACUGAAGAGAAUGGCACAACUCCCAUUGACUUCACUGGCAGUGGAGCCUGUGCUAAACAAGAGACAAGAGAGAGACCUUUGACUGAGGAGGAUGCUGGGAAAGUAUUUAAGGAAAAUAUCCAGGAAGGUAUUACAGGACAUGUAAAAGGAAAGCAAUGUGAUAAGGAGAUUUUCAGUAAAGUUGAUACCCUGGUUCCAGUCACCAAGGCCACAAGUGGUCAGCAGUUUUGCAAACUGGACACUGAUAUAAACAGUAUAAGCUGCUCUUGUGAAAUGGGGACACGAGAGACCCAAUGGCAGGUCUCACAAGUACAAAACGAAAGUAAGGUUAUUUCAAGCAGUUCUUUACAAGUGUCUAACUUUUCUGCUUACUGCCCAGAGUGCAAAUCUGAAUUUAGUUCCCAGGAAAGCACAGGAGCCACCAAAUUGGAGAAGGAUGAUUCUGUCCAAAAUGCUGAAAUACACACUAACCCUUCUAAGUCGGUUACUGUUCAGAUGGCUUCAAGGCUGGUGUCCACUGUGCAAAAAGUUUCCCUGAGUGAAGGCCUUGGCAAAGGCCAGUCUUUAGAAAUUAAAUCCAUAGAGUCCCAGUGCUCUGAGUGUGAGCCAGUAAUUACUUCACAACUGGGUACUUUGAAGGAAAGUGUAAAGGAGACAAGAGAAGCUUCAAUUCAAACUGACAUAAUUGGAAUAAAAAUACGAAAUCGGUGGCCUGACCCAAAUCUUCUCCCUCCAUUCUGUAGACAUGGUCAUCUCACAAAAUCAGUCUCCCUAGACACUGGGAUUUAUGGGAAAUACAGAUCAUCCUACCAUGAAACAUUGGGUGCCCAGCCUGCCCAGUGCGGUCACAGCUGUCAUUGUGUCUGCUGCCAUCAUUGCUGCUUUCAGUGGACCUUUCCCUUCACUGCUUCCUCCAAACAUCCUGGGGCCUGUUGUUCAAAUCACAUGACCAUAGAGUUGCAGCUUUUGAAAACAUUAGAGCUCCUGCAGGAUACAGCAGUGGGGAGUAUUUCUCCAUGCACCAUUAAUGAAAUAGAAGCUAUGAAGAGUUCUUGCAAGAGUUUCCGGGAGAAGCUAGAUGAGAUUGAGCAGCACCUGAUGGAGCAACAGGAUCUUUUUUCCAGUGCUAUGUCAUUUGAAGGAAGGGAGAAAAAAAGACAACUGCAGGUAUUACGUCAAGCUGUUCGUGAGGUUUCUGAACUGGAAUUCCAGCUGAAUGAUCGAGCUCGCCAGGUUAGGGAGGGAAUGCUGAUGCAGCUGGACCAAUUACUAGGAGACCAAUCCCAUCUGUUUUCAGAGCUUGCACUCCCUGACUGGCAGGAAGAAAGAAAUGCUCAGAAUAAACAAGUUGUUCCAGAUGCUGCUGACACUAUGCAGCCUAGAGCUGGGUGCUCAAAAACAGUAGUUCCAAGAUGUCUGAGCAGAAGUGAAACAUUCCCAUCAACUCCAUCAGCCUCAAUGCCAGGAACACCAGAGAUGCAGUUUCCUGCUAUGGCAACAGCAGAGCUAGACCCACAGGAACUCCCCACCAGUAAAAAGGAAAUAAAAGGUCCCCCCCAGCCAAAAAUUGACUUUAAGGCUUUUCUACAGAGUAUACAAAAACUUAGUAAAAGAGAUUAA
Dermochelys coriacea (leatherback sea turtle) is the source of this 3537-nucleotide messenger RNA. RefSeq names its product ITPR interacting domain containing 1 (gene ITPRID1). Gene Ontology annotation, molecular function: signaling receptor binding. Lineage: Eukaryota; Metazoa; Chordata; Testudines; Dermochelyidae. The record is from RefSeq and is a predicted model, not a curated record.